UUUACCAUCAGUACAUCAGUAAGCUUCAAAGAAUUAAUUGAAACCACAACCUCUAGUAACGAAACAAAUAAUGAUUGUUCAGAUCAUUAGUAUCACAGUGCUUAUUCAAGCACUCGCAGCUGCACCUUUUGACCAGCGAAUCAUCAACGGAACAGAUACGACGAUCGAAAAUUUUCCCUUCGCAUUCUCGUUAAGGACUUCAUCCGGUAGUCACAGCUGUGGUGGAAGUAUUAUUAGUAAACUUUGGAUGCUCUGUGCAGCCCAUUGUGUCAACGAGUACACUAGCCCUAUCCUGCAGUCAGUCCAAGUUGGUCGAACGGAUAUAUCUAAACCAGUCGAUAGUUCUGUGUAUGAAAUUGAUCAGGUCAUUAUUCACCCCAACUAUGAUCCGUAUAAUAGUUACGUGAAUGAUAUUGCCUUGAUUAAGUUAAGACGUCCGUUGGAGUAUAGUGAAUCCAUUCAACCAGUGCAGCUGCCAAUGCCAUGCUUUGAGGUUCCGGAAUCGAAUCUGGAAGUUACACUGAUUGGAUGGGGUGUGACUGAUGCAGGGAUUGUAGCCACCACUUUGCAAAAAGUUAACUACUACGCUGUACCAAAUGAGGAAUGCGACCUGAUUCACAGCAACAUAAUCCAUCCAAGUCAAAUCUGUGCUGCCUAUCCGGGCGGUGGAAAAGGACAAUGCAGCGGUGAUUCCGGUGGUCCAUUGGUGCACAACGGAGUUCAAGUCGGAAUUGUGUCAUGGAGUAUCAAACCUUGUACGGUUGCACCGUAUCCUGGAGUAUUGACCAAGGUUUCGCACUACAUUGAAUUCAUUUACCAGCAUACGGACUUGGACCCUACCACGAACAAAAAUGCAAAGUGUUCUUAA
Molecule: messenger RNA, 868 nt
Organism: Ochlerotatus camptorhynchus
Lineage: Eukaryota; Metazoa; Arthropoda; Insecta; Diptera; Culicidae
Product: chymotrypsin-1-like
Exons: 2
Coding region: 71-868 (265 amino acids)
Biological process (GO): proteolysis
Molecular function (GO): serine-type endopeptidase activity
Source: RefSeq, a predicted model, not a curated record